UCCCCCUUCCCUCCACUCCCACAAGUCAUGAUGGCGGAACUGUGACUGUAGACUGCGGGACGUCCACAAGUAUCGCCGUCCGCCCUCACUCCAUGCCAAGACCCAAAACGGUGAACGCUCUAUUCAGAGGAAUACUAUGACCCGCUGGAUUCCCACUAAAAAAGAAAAGUACGGAGUCGCCAUCUAUAAUUAUGAUCCACGGGGCGAGCAGGAGCUGUGUCUUCAGGUGGGAGACACAGUCCACAUACUUGAGAAACUGGAAGGCUGGUAUCGGGGCUACACGCUGCGAAGGAAAUCUCACAAGGGUGUUUUUCCAGCAUCCUACAUCCACUUAAAGGAAGCUACCGUCGAGGGGAUUGGCCACCAGGAAAUUAUUAUUCCUGCAGACUUACCUCUGGUGCAGGAGCUCGGGGCCACUCUGCGGGAAUGGGCCCAGAUAUGGCACAAGCUGUUUGUGGCGAACCAAGCCACUCUCUUCCGGAGUGUGCAGCAGAUGGCUUACAGCAUCAUCGAAUAUCGAUCUCAGAUACUGUCAGGAACGCUGCCCAAGGAUGACCUUGUGGAGCUCAAAAAGAAAGUGACGGCCAAGAUUGAUUAUGGAAACCGGAUUCUUGGGUUGGACCUGGUGGUGCGAGAUGAAGCUGGUAACACACUGGAUCCAGACCGCACAAGUACAGUCAGUCUGUUCCGAGCGCAUGAAACCGCUUCGCGCAGUGUUGAUGACAGGAUUCAGGAGGAAAAGACACGGCUGCAGAAUCUGGAAAUGCGGCGGCAGACUCUAUUCAGCACGGUACACACUUACAGUCUGCUUAUGAACCUAAAAAACUUUGUGUGCAACAUUGGGGAGGAUGCAGAGCUCCUCAUGUCACUCUACGACCCGGACCAGUCUGAAUUCAUAAGUGAGAACUUCCUGGUGCGGUGGGACAGCACCGGGAUGCCCAAAGAAAUCGAAAAACUCAACAACCUGCCUGCCCUAUUCACGGAUCUCAGCAGCGGUGACCUGAUGAGGCCGCGACUUUUCCUGGUGUGUCAGAUCAUCCGCGUUGGCAGCAUGGAACUUAAAGAGGGCAAGAAACACACUGGAGGGCUGCGGCGGCCGUUCGGUGUGGCUGUGAUGGAUAUAACAGAUAUCGCCCAUGGCAAGACUGACGACGAGGACAAGCAGCAUUUCAUCCCCUUUCAACAGAUCGCCACUGAAACCUAUAUCCGUCAGAGGCAGCUCAUCAUGUCGCCGCUCAUCCCGUCACGAGUCAUCGGAGAGAACGAGCCGCUCACCGCCGUCUUCAACAAAGUCAUCGCCACGCGGGAGGUCAAUCACAAAGGCCAGGGGCUGUUUGUGACUCUGAAGCUGCUCCCGGGGGAUCUCGCCCAGGUCAGGAAGGACUACCCCCACUUUGUCGACCGCAGCACUGCCAUUGUCAGGAAAAUGGGCUUCCCAGAAAUCAUCCUCCCAGGAAACGUCAGGAAUGAUUUCUAUGUGACAUUGCUGCAGGGCGAGUUUGACCGUGGCAAGAAGAAAACUCCUAAAAAUGUGGAGGUUAUUCUGAGCGUGCAUGAUGAUGAAGGCAACCCGAUGGAGAAAGCCAUAUUUCCUGGAGCCGGUUAUGAUGGGAUCUCAGAGUACAAGUCUGUCAUUUACUACCAGGUGAAGCAGCCAUGUUGGAACGAGACGGUGAAGGUGACCAUUCCUAUCGAGGACGUGUGCCGCUGCCACCUGCGGGUGAUGUUUCGACACAGAUCCUCCCAAGACUCAAGGGACAAAUCGGAGAAGCCCUUCGGAAUGGCCUUCGUCCGUCUCAUGAGAGGCGACGGGACAACGCUCCGAGACGGCAGACAUGAACUCAUCGUCUAUAAGGUCGACGUGAAAAAAGCAGACGACGCGAAAGUUUAUCUCACCUUGCCAGCGACGUACAGGGAGGUGGAGGAGAAGGAGAGGCAGGCGGGGAAGCCGUUCCACCACUCCGGAGUCAUCCCUGUGACCAAAGACAGCUUCCAGAUCGCCACGCUCACCUGCUCCACUAAACUGACUCAGAACGUCGACCUCCUUGGUCUCUUGAAUUGGAGGUCCAACCCUGAAGCACUGGACCUGAACCUGCAGAGGCUGAUGGAGGUGGAGGGGAGCGAGAUCGUGAAAUUCCUGCAAGACACGCUUGACGCCUUGUUCAACAUCAUGAUGGAGACGUCGGAAAAGGACACCUACGACACGCUGGUCUUUAAUGCCCUGGUUUUUAUAAUCACUCUCAUUGGCGACAUCAAAUUCCAGCACUUUAAUCCAGUCCUGGAAACUUACAUCAACAAGCAUUUCAGCGCCACUUUGGCUUACAUGAAGCUCACCAGGGUGCUGAACUACUAUGUGGGUCAUGCUGAGGAGCCUCUUCUGACCGAGAGACUCUACGCUGCCCUCAAGGCUCUCAAGUAUCUGUUCAGGUUCAUCGUCCAGUCCAGGGUCCUUUUCCUCAGGUUUUAUGGAAACAGCGAGGACGGAGACGCGUUCUUCAACUCCAUUCGGACGCUCUUCUUGUCUUUCAACACCCUCAUGGACAGACCGCUGGAUGAGGGAGUGAAAAUAAAGGGGGCGAUAUUGAAAUACCUACCCAGCAUCAUUAAUGACAUCCAGACGGUGUUUGAUCCCGUGGAACUCAGUAUUCUCCUGUCCAAGUUCAUCGAGAGCAUUCCGGACUCUCAGCUUGUGCGUCAGAAACUGGGCUGCAUGUGUAAAAUGGUGGAGAGUGACCUUUUCAGGCAGACAGAUUGUCGGGAUGUGCUUCUUCCUCUUGUCACCGACCAGCUGAGCGGGCAACUGGACGAUCACUCCAGCAAACCCGACCAUGAGGCUUGUGUCCAGCUGCUCAGCACUGCGUUGGAUAUCCUGGACCGCAAAGAUGUGGGUCCAACCAGAACCCACGUCCAGAUGAUAAUGGAGCGGCUGCUGCGGAGAGUCAACCGGACGGUCAUCAGUAUGGACAGAAGCUCCCCACUUAUCGGCCACUACUUGGCAUGCAUGACGGCCAUCCUGAAGCAAAUGGACGACUUGCACUACGCUCACUACAUCAACACCUUCAAGACGAGACAGGACAUCAUUGAUUUCCUGAUGGAGACGUUCAUCAUGUUCAAGGACCUGAUGGGCAACGUUUUCCCUGCGGACUGGAUGAUCAUGAACCUGGUGCAGAUGCAGGUCCUCCUCAGGGCCAUCCACCAGUACUCCGACGUUCUCAACACGUUCUUCCUGGACAAGGCCCAUUUUGAGCUGCAGCUCUGGAAUAAAUACUUCCAUUUGACGGUGGCGUUCCUCACACACAAGCACCUGCAGCUGGAAACCUUCUCCCAGGAGAAGAGAAAUAAGAUCCUGAACAAAUACGGUGAUAUGAGGAAAACUAUCGGCUUCAAGAUCAGAGACAUGUGGUACAACCUUGGCCAACACAAAAUGAGGUUCAUCCCGGCGAUGGUCGGGCCCAUCCUGGAGGUCACUCUGGUGCCGGAGCCCGAGCUGAGGAAAGCCACCAUCCCCAUCUUCUUCGACAUGAUGCAGUGCGAGCAUAAUUUCAGUCCGGCGCGCACGUUCGAAACUUUUGAGAAUGAACUGAUAACUAAAUUGGAUCAAGAGGUAGAAGGAGGCCAGGGGGACGAGCAGUACAAAGUGCUGCUGGAGAAAACGUUACUGGAGCACUGCAGACGCCACAGAUUCUUGUCACAGUCGGGGGAAGAGCUGGCGCUGCUGCUGAGCAGCCUGCUGGAGAAUCUACUGGCCUACCGAACCAUCACACACGAUGAGAGUCCCGAGCACCGCAUGAGCUGCACCGUUAAUGUCCUGAAUUUCUACAAGGAGAAGAAGAGGGAGGACAUUUAUAUCCGUUAUCUGUACAAGUUGCGGGAUUUGCACCUGGACUGUGAGAACUACACAGAGGCGGCUUACACUCUGCUGCUGCACGCGGAGCUGCUGGAGUGGUCUGACAAACCCUGCGCGGCUCAUCUGAUCCCUCGAGAUGGACAGCAUGUUUGGACGCAGCAGGAGCUGAAAGAGCGACUCUUCCAGGAAAUCAUUUGUUACCUGGACAAAGGGAAGAUGUGGGAGAAGGCCAUUGAGCUGGGCAAGCAGCUGGCCAAGAUGCACGAGAUCCACAUGUUCGACUUCAUGGAGCUCAGCCAGCUGCUGAAACAACAGGCGCAGUUCUACGAGAACAUCAUGCACGCCAUGCGACCGCAACCGGAGUACUUUGCGGUAGGAUACUACGGCCUUGGCUUCCCUUCAUUUCUGAGGAACAAGAUGUUCAUCUACAGAGGGAAAGAGUACGAGUGGCUGGAGGACUUCAGCCUGAAGCUGCUGUCUCAGUUCCCCAAUGCCAUCAGGAUGACCAGCACAGCGCCACCUGGAGAGAACAUCAGUAACUCACCGGGGCAAUACAUUCAGUCGUUCACGGUGAAGCCGGUUCUGACGGUGCCCCACCAGUUCAAAGACAAGGGCGUCCCUGAGCAGAUUCUAAACUAUUACAGAACCAAUGAAGUCGACCAGUUCCAGUAUUCCAGACCUUUCAGAAAAGGAGAGAAGGACCCAGACAAUGAGUUUGCUACCAUGUGGAUCGAGAGGACCACCUUUAUUACCUCCUAUCGCUUCCCAGGGAUCCUCAAAUGGUUUGAAGUCAAGUCUGUCUCAGUGGUGGAGAUCAGUCCUUUGGAGAACGCCAUCGAGACCAUGGAGAUGGCCAAUGAGAAGCUGAGCAACCUGGUGCAGCAGCAGGCCUGCGACCGUUCGCUUUCCAUCAACCCGCUGUCCAUGAUGCUGAGCGGCAUCGUGGACCCGGCCGUCAUGGGGGGAUUCUCCAACUACGAGAAGGCUUUCUUCACCGACACCUACAUCCACGAACACCCCAAAGACCACGAACGCAUCGAGGUCCUCAAACAUCUCAUCGCCCUGCAGAUCCCUCUGUUGGCAGAUGGCAUUCGCAUCCAUGGAGAGAAGGCCACGGACCAGCUGAAGCCCUUGCAUAAUCGUCUGGUCACGUGUUUCCAGGACCUCAGAGAGAAAGUGGAGAAGCAGUAUGGCGUCAUCACCUUGCCCUGCUCGCUCGCCGAGAAGAAGAAGAGCCGCGUGGGCUCAGUGGUGAUGCCCUACAUCCUGUCCUCCACCCUGCGUCGCAUGUCCACUGUCUCCACCUUGUCCAACGCCUCCUCCGGCCUGUCCAGCAGCUCCGCCUCCUCCGACGGACCCUCCUGCAUUUCCUCCCAAGAUUCCUUGUUGUCCCGACCCAGCGAUCGACGAGCCUCCGUCCUGGACGAUAACCGGAUCGCUCGCAAGAACAGGAAGGAGUGGAGCGUCAGCAAGUCGCAGGUCCUGCUGGAGAGACAGUCGGACGCAGACGAGACGCCUCCUGAGAAGCAGCAGAGGCCCAAGAGUUUGCAAUUAGGAGACAGACGCCUGACCCUGUCGCUGUUCCAGGGAGCAUCUUCUCAGCUGAGCCUGUCCAACCCUCUCAGCCCGCUACCUGCCUCUCCACACACGCCUCGCACACCUCGCAGCUCCAGCUAUUCGUCGCUGCUCGGUGACGGCGAUGUCGUGGACACCCCUGGCACCCCCCCACCCAUGCCGCCCAAGAAGCACCCCCAUGAGGCGGACCACCUCGGCUUCCCCUCAGAGCUCUCUCCCCCGCUACCCAUGAAAACCGAAAGCAAGCCUCCGCCGCCGCCACCCAAAACGCGGAAGUCUAUGUUCCCUUCAUACGAGCACAGCCCCCAGUGAUGCUCACCCACGCAGUAAUUCUUCCAUUGGCCUUUUUAUGGAGGCGCGUUUGGUCUGUGCCGGCGUGCGGUGCCUCAGUGGGGGGGCGGAGGAAGACGCGUCUUUGUACUGAACCACAUCCCUUCAGAUGCAAGUCAGGAAUAAUUCACCACCAUCUGACGGAGCUGCGUUUCUAGGCCUCGAGGAAGAGCCGCAUGUUGAGGUACGAUAGCAACUCGCUCACCUGACAAGCUUGUUGGCAGUGAGGAGCGCGGCACUGGAUAGAUUCAUGACAGAGUCCAGAUGUACAGAUUUAUACUACAGAAUAUUUCGCAGUUUUUCUUCAUGGAAGGUGGUUCUUUUUUUAUUUUUAAUCUGAAACACUGGAUGGCAUUAAUGAAUGUGACGCUCAAGAGCUGCAGCUGCUGCACAACCAGUGCUGCUGAUGCCUUCAAUACCACAGGCUUCAUUUGAAGCAGCCUGUGCACGUGUGCUAGUCAACAAGUCGAGGCUAAAAUGAGUGUAGCGAUAGACUCACCAGCCUCAUUUGCUUCUAUAUAUAUAUAUAUAUAUAUAUAUAUAUAUAUAUAUACGUGCAAACAAAGCCUUGGAAGUCCCCAGGUUAAUCCAGCUUUCCAAAUGCGCUGUUUUAUCGCAGGUUUUUAUUGUGUGAAACUCAAAAUAAUGAACUGGAUGCAAAGCUAAUGUUUAAUCUCAUCAGUCAAAAGCAUUGAAUAAUGAGGUUAAAUAUUUAAAACAAACGGGGAAAUAAGGGGCCAAGAGGAGAGGAUGUCUGUCUCCUGCUAACAAAGCUAAUAACCCCCUGUCAGCCCGCUCAGUUGAGCAGCUAAUGCUAGCGCUGCAGCUAAGAAACACUUUAAAUUUAUGCAACAACCUUUAAGAAAGUAGCUACAUCCGUGCUUAUUGUUAAUGAUGAAGACUUGUUCAGCGUGAACUCAUACUAGCUAGUAAGCCAUUAACCACUGGCUAACUUGCUAAUGCUAAUGUGACUGUUGACGGCUAAUACGUGUUCCCUGAUCCAGACUUUGGGAGUAGGUGAGCGAGCCUUUCCCGACUGUUGCCAGAUGAACUCAGCUUUGCUGUACGAUCCCUUCAAAGACCCCGAAACACUGUAUGGUACCAUUUGUAUCCGAUAUAUUUUUUGGUGUUGGUGGAAGAAUUUUAAAUUAUUUGUUUAUGGAAAGUUGUUUGCACAUCCAAGUGUGUACAGAGUUUAUUUUUAUUUUCCGUGUCUUCUGAAUCAACUUUAUUGCAUGAAAGCUUUGCUUUUUAUAUUGUUAUCAGUGAGCAUCGUCCGUAUUUUAAGAACGACUGAUGAGGGCCGAUGUUUUUCUACUGGAUUCUUUUCAACACAGGGAUCAAAUCUAUUUUUACAGUCCUUUUUUUAAAUGAAAUCGAACGCGGAAUAAAGACUUGAGGAGAAUUUCCU
Synchiropus splendidus (mandarinfish) is the source of this 7163-nucleotide messenger RNA. RefSeq names its product dedicator of cytokinesis 5 (gene dock5). The coding region runs from base 137 to 5734 and encodes 1865 amino acids. The transcript is spliced from 51 exons. Gene Ontology annotation, cellular component: cytoplasm; plasma membrane. The record is from RefSeq and is a predicted model, not a curated record. NCBI's taxonomy places the organism in Eukaryota, Metazoa, Chordata, Actinopteri, Syngnathiformes, Callionymidae. Gene Ontology annotation, molecular function: guanyl-nucleotide exchange factor activity; small GTPase binding. Gene Ontology annotation, biological process: small GTPase-mediated signal transduction; cell migration.